Messenger RNA from Columba livia (rock pigeon), 1799 nucleotides. It is a transcript of the gene MAG, whose product is annotated as myelin associated glycoprotein. The record is from RefSeq and is a predicted model, not a curated record. Lineage: Eukaryota; Metazoa; Chordata; Aves; Columbiformes; Columbidae. The transcript has 8 exons. Bases 92 to 1741 code for a protein of 549 amino acids.
UUUCCCCCCCCACCCUCACACUCGGACGCCUGGGUCCCUUCCCCGGACGCCUGGGUCCCUCCUUGGGGCACCCAACUCAUACUGUCCCGCUAUGGCCCCACUGGUCGCUGCCCUCCCCAGUUUGGUGCUGCUGGUGACGCUGCCCCCAGGCUCCCUCGGGGGCUCGUGGGCCGCCUGGCUCCCCCCGUCCAUCUCGGGUCUAUCGGGCUCCUGCGUCUCCAUCCGCUGCCGCUUCUCGUUCCCCGAGGAGCUCCGGCCCCCCAGCAUCCACGGCCUCUGGUUCUUCGGGAGCCCGUACCCCAAGAACUACCCCCCGGUGGUGGCGCGCUCGCGGGGGGGCCGCGUGCACGAGGCGUUCUCGGGGCGCGCGCGCCUGCUGGGGGACCCGGCGCUGGGCGACUGCUCCCUGGAGCUGCGGCCGCUCGGCCCCGAGCUGGCCGGGAAAUACUAUUUCCGGGGGGAUUUGGGGGGUUACAACCAGUUCAGCUUCUCCGAACACACCGAGCUGGAGGUGUGGGAGCGCCCCUCCCUGUCCGUCCCCCCGGAGCUGGUGGCGGGCACAGAGGCGGAACUGCAGUGCCGUGUCCCCGAUAACUGCCCCGAGUGGCGCCCGCGGCUCAGCUGGGAAGGGGCCGAGGAGCUGCUCGAAGGUUCCGCCCGGCAGCGGCGCCGCGACGAGGACGGAGCGGCCAGCGUGUGGUCCGUGCUGCGCUUCCGGCCGCGCCGCCGCCACGGGGGGGCGCUCGUCACGUGCCGCGUCACGGCGGACAACGGGACCCUCGAGUGGGCGGCCAACGCCACGCUGGACGUGCAGUACGAGCCGCAGGUCCUCUCCGUGUGGGGUCCGGGGGAGGUGCUGGAGGGCUCUGCGGUGGAGCUGAGCUGCGAGGCCGAGGGGCGGCCGCCCCCCCUGCUCUCGUGGUUCCGGGGGCCCGCGGUGCUGCAGGAGGAACCGGCGGCCGCUGCGCUGCGCCUGUUGCUGCCGCGGGUACAACCGGACGACGCCGGCACCUACAGCUGCGUGGCCGAGAACCGCCACGGCCGCCACAACCGCAGCGUCGAGCUGCACGUGGCCUACGCCCCCCGCCCCCCCACGCUGAACGGGACCCUGUGGGUCGUGGCCGGGGAGCCCUUGACCUUGACCUGCGGCGCCUCGUCCCACCCGCUGCCCAUCGUGUCGCUGUCGCGGGGGCGCCGCCUGGUGGCCGUGGCCGUGUACGAGCCCCAGGUGACCUUGACCUUGGGGGCGGCGCGGCCCGAGGACGGGGGGGAGUAUUUGUGCCGGGCCGAGAACCAGCACGGCCAGAGCAGCCGGGUCUUCAAUGUCAGCGUGCAGUUCCCCCCCAUCCUCCUGCCCGAGUCGCGCUGCACCCCGGGGGGGGAGGGGGCGCGAUGCGUCUGCUCGGCCUCGGCCUCCCCCGAACCCGCCGUGACCUUCGAGCUCCCGUCGCGCAACGUCACCGUCACCGAGGGCCACCGCGACUUCACCGUCACCACCCCCGGCCGCGGCGCCGCCGGCGUCGUCACCGUCACCGGCGUCCUGACCCUCCGCGGGACCCUCGACCCCCGAUUGGCCGUCGUUUGCUCCGCCCACAACCCCCACGGGAGCGUCCGGCAGCAGCUGCGAUUCCACCACCCGGGGGGGCUGGUUUGGGCCAAGGUGGGGCCGGUCGGGGCCGUCGUCGCCUUCGCCAUCGUCAUCGCCCUCGUCUGCUACCUCAGCCAGAGCCGCCGCAAGUGAGACACGCCCCCCCGGGCUGGCCCCGCCCACCGGGGACACGCCCACUGGGGGGACACGC